CUUCUUCUUCUUCAUAUACUUCACACUUCUCUUUGUUUCUGUUUGUCUUCCUACAUCUCUUGUAUAUAUAUAUAUAUAUUCAGUUAAAGCUUAUUUUUUUUUACUUGUGCAUUCACACUAGUUUUCUCUUGUUUUUCUCUUUGUUCUCUUCAUACUUUCCAUGGUCUCUCUGUGUUUGUUUCCUCUUCAUACUUCACAUACUUGCUUAUAUUGAAUUAAGAAAAUAUUUAGUUGUUCCUUUUUUUUUUUUUCUUCAUUUUGGUAUUGGUUUUGUGAUUAAAUUAUUCUCUUCCUGUCUUCUUCUUCUUCUCCUCUCCAUACUAGUUCAUAUUUUUAAGGUCUUAGGAUUCAUGGGUAGUUGCUAUGAUGUGCCAGAGUGGGAGGAUGAUGUGUUUGCAAGGCUCAUUAGCAGGAUGAACCCCCCAAGUGUGGUGAUAGAUAAUGAAGCUUGUGAUGAGACCACAGUCAUUAGGGUUGAUAGUUUCAAGAAACCUGGGAUACUUCUUCAAGUGAUUCAAGCUCUUAUUGAUCUCAACCUUAUGAUUACCAAAGCUUAUGUCUCCUCAGAUGGAUGUUGGUUCAUGGAUGUGUUUAAUGUGACCGAUCGAGAUGGAAAUAAAGUUUGGGACAAAGAAAUUCAUGCUUUGAUAGAGACUUCAGUAGAGACCGAUGCUUGGGGCUCUGUCGGUGUUAUGCCAUCAAAAGAACAUACGUCGAUUGAGCUAAUAGGCACCGACAGGCCGGGUUUGCUAUCUGAAGUGUGUGCUGUGCUCACUGACCUCAAGUGCAAUGUAGUCAAGGCUGAGGUGUGGAGUCACAACACUAGAGUUGCAGCUGUAGUUCAUGUUACUGAUGAAUCCACAGGACUUGCAAUUGAAGACCUUGACAGACUCUCCACCAUCAGGGAACUCCUCUGCAAUGUCUUGAAAGUCAAUAGCGAUUCAAGGACGGCAAAGAUGACUGUUUCCAUGGGUGUGACUCACGCCGAGAGGCGAUUGCAUCAAAUGAUGUUCGAUGAUAGGGACUAUGAAAGAGCAGACAAGGUUGAAGAAGGAGAUGAAACAUCUAGACCUCAAGUUGCUGUCUUAGAUUGUGCUGAGAAAGAUUACAGUGUAGUUAUUUUGAGAUCUAAAGACAGGCCAAAGCUUCUAUUUGAUACUAUUUGUACACUUACUGACAUGAACUACAUUGUGUUUCAUGGCACAGUGAAUACAGGAAAUUCAGAUGCUUAUCAGGAGUAUUACAUCAGGCAUGUGGGUGGGCUUCCGAUAAGCUCAGAAGGCGAGAGGCAGCGUGUGAUACAGUGCCUUAAGGCCGCCAUCGAGAGGCGGGCUUCCGAGGGACUGGAAUUAGAACUGAGAACAGAAGAUAGAGUUGGGCUUCUAUCAGACAUAACCCGGGUAUUUCGUGAGAAUGGUUUGUGCAUCAAAAGAGCAGAGAUCACAACAGAUGACGGCAAAGCUGUCGACACCUUCUAUGUAUCAGAUAUGUCGGGAAACAAUGUCGAAGCCAAGACCAUAAACAAUAUAAGAAAGCAGCUCAGCCAAACGAUUCUGAGGGUGAAGAAGAACCCCCUUCAGCCUGCUAAGCCUCCGGAAGAGGCCAGCAGUACUGGGUUUUUAUUUGGGAAUUUCUUUAAGGGAUGCUCAUUUCAUAGUUUUCGGUUGAUCAGGUCCUACUCCUGAGCUGAUACCACAAAACAUUUCAACCAAGUUUGAAGGUUCUAAUUAUACUGUGUCUGUAAAUAGUGAUGGUUUAGUUCUGAUGUUAUCAUACUUGUAUAUUGGUUAUAGGUAUCACCACAUGUUGUACAUAAAAGUGUACAUAUGCUCAUAUCAGAGAAAUAUAUAUUUGUAAAUACACAAUAUGUUGCUUCUA
Dioscorea cayenensis subsp. rotundata (Guinea yam) is the source of this 1878-nucleotide messenger RNA. RefSeq names its product ACT domain-containing protein ACR6-like. Bases 351 to 1685 code for a protein of 444 amino acids. Lineage: Eukaryota; Viridiplantae; Streptophyta; Magnoliopsida; Dioscoreales; Dioscoreaceae. The transcript is spliced from 7 exons. The record is from RefSeq and is a predicted model, not a curated record.